This is a messenger RNA of Gaeumannomyces tritici R3-111a-1, 1050 nucleotides long. Its product is annotated as synaptobrevin. Gene Ontology annotation, molecular function: SNAP receptor activity. The transcript is spliced from 3 exons. The record is from RefSeq and is a predicted model, not a curated record. NCBI's taxonomy places the organism in Eukaryota, Fungi, Ascomycota, Sordariomycetes, Magnaporthales, Magnaporthaceae. Bases 1 to 1050 code for a protein of 349 amino acids. Gene Ontology annotation, biological process: retrograde vesicle-mediated transport, Golgi to endoplasmic reticulum. Gene Ontology annotation, cellular component: endoplasmic reticulum; SNARE complex.
AUGUCAACCUUGACAGCCACGCGAGCUGUAGACCCGCUCGCGGAACUGAACCGGCUGCUGAGCCGACUCCAGCAGUCCACCCUGCGCGCCGACGCCGAGCGGCAGCGGAGGCUGGUGGCGAGCGAGUUCGAGAGGCGCAAGGUCGAUACCAGCAUAAAACAUGCCCGGGCCCUGCUGACCGGCCUGGAGCACGAGACCCUGUCGGUCAAGGUCCACGCCAGGCGCCAGGCGCUCCAGGCGGUCCUGAGCCAAAACCGCGAGCUCAUAGACGAGCUAGCCGAGAGGAUCCGGGACCUGGACGAGAUGGCGGACGCCCGGGGCGCCGGGCCCAUCGGCCGCGCCGACAACGGCGGGGACGACGAGGAGGACGACGGCGAUGAGGACAUUCUCAGCGAGGUCUGCGGCAACCUGGCCAGCGCGGCGGACCCGGGCGCCGACUUGGCGUCGCCCGAGCCUGCGUCGCCGCCCCCGCCAAGCACGCGAGCGCCGCGGCGGCGCCCGGACACGAGCCAGACCAGGGGUCGGGGGUCGACGACAACACCCGCACCAUCCGCGCCACCCGGGACGGAGGGGACCACAACGUCCCAGACGCUGCGGUCGCGCGCGCCAAAGGCAACGCCGGACGGCGGCAGCGGCGGCGACACGACCACGGCCACAGCCGCCACGGGGCGCAGUCUAUUUGGCGACAGCGCCGACGGCCGCGCGCCCUCGACCAGCCAGCUAGCCACCACCGAGUCUAUCCUCGACCAGCAGCGGGCCGAGCAGGACCUCCUGUCCGAGUCUAUCCUUCGGAUGGCGUCCUCCCUGAAGGAGUCCUCCCGGGCGUUCGCGAGCUCGCUCGAGGAGGACAAGCACGUCCUCAGCCGCGCCGGCGACGGCCUAAACAAGAACGAGCAGGGCCUCGAGGCCGCCGCUCGGCAGAUGGGGUUCUUGACCAGGAUGGCCGAGGGCGAGGGCUUCAUAGGCCGUAUGAAGCUGUAUGUCAUGGUUUAUGGCCUGAUGAUGUUUUUGAUCCUGCUUGUUUUUGCGAUGCCCAAGCUUCGGUUGUAA